Messenger RNA from Penicillium atrosanguineum, 1545 nucleotides. RefSeq lists its product as uncharacterized. NCBI's taxonomy places the organism in Eukaryota, Fungi, Ascomycota, Eurotiomycetes, Eurotiales, Aspergillaceae. Bases 1 to 1545 code for a protein of 514 amino acids. Gene Ontology annotation, cellular component: membrane. The transcript is spliced from 5 exons. Gene Ontology annotation, biological process: transmembrane transport. Gene Ontology annotation, molecular function: transmembrane transporter activity. The record is from RefSeq and is a predicted model, not a curated record.
AUGGGCAACAAUCAGGCAGAUGCCCAACAAAUUGAAGAGGCACGCGGCGUUCACGAUGAUGAACUGCCUCAGAAAAACCACACGGACUAUAACCUGGUCGACCAGGAGGUUGCCAAGUACGCCACUGACACUGCGAUCGAGAUUGACGAAGCCACAGAUAAACGCCUUCGGCGGAUGAUCGAUAAGCGUAUUCUGGUGGUGAUGAUGGUCACAUACCUGAUCCAGACAUUGGAUAAGGGGGCUAUGAGCUUCUCUUCGAUAAUGGGGAUCAUGGAUGAUGCGCAUCUUGCAAGCAAUCAGUAUUCAUGGUUGACAACUAUCGUGUACAUCGUUAUUCUCUGCGUCGAAUACCCGGAAAAUUGGAUCAUCCAGCGCGUACCUAUUGCCAAAUGGCUUUCCCUCAACAUCCUCCUCUGGGGCAUUUGCAUCGCCUUGAUUGCAGCCAUGCACAACUUCACCGGUCUGGUUAUUCUGCGUGGCUUCAUGGGUGCCUUUGAAGCUGCGUGCCAGCCGACAUUCGUCUUGCUUUCGUCGACGUGGUAUAAGCGAGAGGAGCAAGCGACUAUUGUCAGCCUCUGGUACAUGAUGAACGGCCUCCAAAAUAUCCUUGGCGGUCUCCUGGCAUUUGGAUUCUCCUACAUCCCAUCCACUUCCCCAAUCAAAUCAUGGCAAGCACUCUUCAUGAGUUACGGCAUUCUCACCGUAAUCUGGGCCAUUUUCGUCUUCUACUGGAUGCCUGACUCUCCCAUGCGCGCGAAAUGCUUCACCGAAGAGGACAAACGUCUAAUGGUUGAACGAGUCCGUCAAAAUCAGACCGGUCUUCAGAACCGAAACUUCCGAUGGGAACAAGUUCGGGACGCAUUCACCGACCCACAGCUCUACGCUUUCGCUCUAAUCCAAAUUCUAACAUCCAUCCCAUCGGGAGGUAUCGGCGCCUUCGCAAACAUAAUCAUAUCAUCCUUCGGUUAUUCUGAAUGGGAAAGCCAGCUCCUGCUCAUGGUCGUAGGCGCCGUGACGACAAUUAGUCUACUCACGGCCGCCUACCUUGACAAACUAUUCAACCAAACAAUUUACAUCAUGAUCGCAUCCGUGAUUCCCUCUAUUCUCGGCACAUCAAUUCUAGUUGGGAUUCCAUUCGAACCGAGCCGGAAGAUAGGUAUGCUUAUCGCCUAUUUCAUUUUUUACGGCUUCUUCGCUGUCUCUUCUCUUUGCCUAGCUCUGCUAUCACGAAAUGUGGCUGGCCAGACAAAGAAAUCCAUUAUUAUUGCGUCAAAUUUCAUUUGUUGGGCUGCUGGCAACUCUAUUGGACCGCAGGUCUUCAGGGACAGGGACGCGCCAAGAUAUUAUCUUGCAUUCGCGAUCUUGUUAGGAUGUUUCGUUCUUCUUAUGAUCGUUUUGAUUUCUUUGAGGUUGUGGUAUUCGAUCCAGAAUCGGAAGAAGGAUGCGAUGAUUGCCUCCGGUGAGGUCGUUCCCGAUGUGGCGUUUACGCAUGGAUUUGAGGACAUUACGGAUCGGGAGAAUGUUCAUUUUAGAUAUUCUUAUUGA